GCACAGCGCUGAUUGACGGGCUGCUCCUGCAAUGAGCAGGUCGCCUUGGCGAGGACGUGUUGGUAUAUAAAAGAUCCUCGCGGCUGGCUCGCUCUUUGUGAGAAUGUCGGCUGAAUUUGAAGACAGAACUAGAGACAAUGGCCCCGAAGAAAUGGAGCCAGAUGGCGUCAUCGAGAGUAACUGGAAUGAGAUCGUGGACAGUUUUGAUGAGAUGAAUCUGCGCGAGACUCUGCUCAGAGGAAUCUACGCCUAUGGUUUUGAGAAACCUUCUGCCAUCCAGCAGCGGGCUAUUCUCCCUUGUAUCAAGGGGUACGAUGUGAUUGCACAGGCUCAGUCGGGCACAGGGAAGACUGCCACCUUUGCCAUCUCCAUCCUGCAGCAGAUUGACAUCGAGCUGAAGGGGACCCAGGCCCUGGUAUUGGCUCCCACUCGAGAGCUUGCCCAGCAGAUCCAGAAGGUUAUCCUGGCUCUGGGUGACUACAUGGGCGCUGGCUGCCAUGCGUGUAUCGGUGGGACCAACGUGCGCAAUGAUGUGCAGAAGCUGCAGGCUGAGGCCCCCAACAUAGUUGUGGGAACCCCAGGCAGAGUGUUUGACAUGCUGAACCGCAAAUACCUCUCUGCAAAGUACAUCAAGAUGUUUGUUCUGGACGAGGCUGACGAGAUGUUGAGCCGAGGGUUCAAGGACCAGAUCUACGAGAUUUUCCAGAAGCUCAGCUCCAACACACAGGUGGUGCUGCUGUCGGCUACCAUGCCUGCGGAUGUGCUGGAGGUGACCAAGAAGUUCAUGAGGGAGCCCAUCCGCAUCCUGGUGAAGAAAGAGGAGCUCACUCUGGAGGGGAUUCGACAGUUCUACAUCAACGUGGAGAAGGAGGAAUGGAAGCUGGACACCCUGUGUGACCUCUACGAGACCCUGACCAUCACUCAGGCCGUCAUCUUCAUCAACACCAGGAGGAAGGUGGACUGGCUGACGGAGAAGAUGCAUGCCAGAGACUUCACAGUCUCCGCUCUGCACGGGGACAUGGAUCAGAAGGAACGAGACCUGAUCAUGAGGGAGUUCCGCUCCGGUUCCAGUCGUGUUCUCAUCACCACAGACCUGCUGGCUCGUGGUAUUGAUGUGCAGCAGGUGUCUCUGGUGAUCAACUACGACCUGCCAACCAACCGUGAGAACUACAUUCACAGGAUUGGUCGAGGCGGGCGUUUCGGCAGGAAGGGCGUGGCUAUCAACAUGGUGACUGAGGAUGACAAGCGCACCCUGCGUGACAUCGAGACCUUCUACAACACAACCGUGGAGGAGAUGCCCAUGAACGUGGCUGACCUCAUCUGAACACAACACACACCACCCAGUUCCUCAGCUUUCUUUUCAUCCUUUUAUUUUCCUUCCAUUGCCCCAGAGAUACUCCCCCACCCCCCGCCCCCACUCUCUCUCGGCCCUUGAGACAGGGUGUUGGGUUCAGGGGGGGGGGGGAGUGAGACACCAACCAGACUUAAACAAAAAUACUGGCCAUCCAGAUUAGAGACAGUACUCCUUGUGUGUUUUACCCGCCUAAACCUUCUGGAUGCAUGAAACACGGCACGGGCCUCCCUGACUUCGGCAGAAGACUUUCAGUUGUGUUUUUUUGGGUCCUUUUUUGGGGGAUCUUGAUUUCAGGAAGGGGGUGACGCUUCAAAAUCCAAGACGGGACCUUUGCUGGUAAACUCUGCCGCUCUCGUUCACAUCGAAACUGUUCCUACAGCCACUGUUUGCUGGAUUCAGUAAAAGCUAGCAUUGUUUAGUCUCAUAGCUUGUGCAGCUGCUCCGUGAAGUGAGUUUUAUGCCAGUGGUGGCUAUUGGCUUUUCCUAAAAGGGGAUAGGACAGUUUUUGAAACCUGUAAGCACUGUGAAGUUUAUUUUACAAGGGGACUGUGCGGAAUUGGACGCAGGUAUACAGAACCGUUUCGGUAGCUUGUGUCAAGGUGGUCUAGGCAGUUCGGACACAUUUUUCAGGAGUUCAGAAAUAGCACUGCAUAAAGCUGAGCCUAAAAAAAAUAAAAAAAUAGAAAGCUUAAUGGUUUACUGCAUCCGUUUUAAACCGUAGAAUUUUUUUUGUACCUUGAUAAGCAGGGGAGGGAAGUAUGGUGGUUCUUGACUUUACGAUGGGAUGGGAGGGGGGGGGAGGGGGGUUCAAUAAAAUGUAAAAAAGUGAAUCAUGAAUCAGGCUGUGGGAGUUUAUUUGUCCUCCAUGUCUCCACUUCUGUUUUAUACAUGUGUUUCUUUCCCUAGUCUGUCUUUUUUUUCUUGUCUGAAAGCUGGGGGAGGGUAACUUAUACAGCAAAUUUCUAUGUAUAGUAAAUGUACAAUGCAUUUGUGUCUUGUAGGAAGGGGUGGAUUAUAUUGCAUUAAAUGUUUGCGACUAGGUAAAAAAAUUGUCUGCUACUGGAAAAGGCAACGCAAAGUGCACUCCUCUAAUCCAAGGACAGGCUCUGUGUGUCUUUGCUGGUCAGCAGAGACUGGUUUGUAUUCUUCAAUGGUGGAUAGGAUGGUGUGCAAGGUCUUUUUUGAGUAAGCCAAGUUGAAUAGGAGCUCGGUGCAUUUAUUUCAUCGGACCAAACCCUGAUCCAAUCUGUACAGAUUCUACAUUUCCACAUGCCUACUCCCCAAACAGAAUUUAUUUUGUUGGGGGGGGGGGGGGGCGGGGCUGUUUUUAAUGAAUUCUCCAUUGAAUUGACUGUCAUGAAAUGUUUGUUCUACAGAAACAAUGUGUUGUGUUUUUUUUACAUUGGCUCUGUAAAGUAUUUAUUUAAAGGUCGUGAAAUAAAGUUUCUUUUUUUUUUUUUUUUUUAAAGUA
Acipenser ruthenus (sterlet) is the source of this 2825-nucleotide messenger RNA. RefSeq names its product eukaryotic initiation factor 4A-I. Gene Ontology annotation, cellular component: cytoplasmic stress granule. The transcript is spliced from 11 exons. Bases 104 to 1324 code for a protein of 406 amino acids. Gene Ontology annotation, biological process: cytoplasmic translational initiation. Gene Ontology annotation, molecular function: translation initiation factor activity; ATP binding; RNA helicase activity. Lineage: Eukaryota; Metazoa; Chordata; Actinopteri; Acipenseriformes; Acipenseridae. The record is from RefSeq and is a predicted model, not a curated record.